Molecule: messenger RNA, 668 nt
Organism: Suricata suricatta (meerkat)
Lineage: Eukaryota; Metazoa; Chordata; Mammalia; Carnivora; Herpestidae
Gene: SPAG11B
Product: sperm associated antigen 11B
Exons: 3
Coding region: 5-346 (113 amino acids)
Biological process (GO): antimicrobial humoral immune response mediated by antimicrobial peptide
Cellular component (GO): extracellular region
Source: RefSeq, a predicted model, not a curated record
UGACAUGAAGCCAUCCCUCUCUCCAUUCCUCAGCUUCCUCCUUGUGGCCCUGGUGUUUGCAGGACUAUCCAGAGCCAGAAAUGUGGACCACCAUGGCACCGUAGGUCCAAGAGGACCGAGGGAAGGGUCUCCUGGACAAGGAACAAAUGGAUCUCACUUGCUACACCACCAAGAAAAACGCCAUGUCUUGCCCCGUACUCCCCCUUACCAGGAACCAGAACCAGAUUUCAAAGUUGUCAACUGCAAGAAAAGUGAAGGGCACUGUCAAGAAUACUGUAAUUACAUGGAAACCCAGGUGGGUUACUGCUUCAAAAAGAAAUACGCCUGCUGUUUACAUCAGAACUGAGCUUGCUGACACUGAUGACGAAGAGUGGGCCCCUGCCCGCUGCCGGGGUCCUGUCCCUGACCCGGACGGAGCAGGGACUGAGCAGGGACUGAGCAGGGACUGGCUGAGGUGUCGUUAUCUGAGCUGCAGAGCCUGGAUGUCUUAUUCUAACAAAAAGAGAGAUGAAAACCAGCCACGCCUGACCUUAGAGAAAGUGACUUAGCCUGGACAUGGACAAAAUGUUCAAAAAUCAACACAGUUUUUGCUGGUAGAUAUGAAUGUUAUAAACUUUCACGGGAAAGCAUUUAAGUAAUUCCUUCUUUUGUUUUAAAAAACGUUUUUU